GAAACUGCGGAAAUAAAUACUAAACUACAAUAAGUUCAACUUAUCUAUUACUUAUUAGUCAUAAGCUAACCUUAUUGCGAUAGACUUAUUGUUGAUGUUUUUGUUUAUCUGCGGUAGUCAGUAUUCUGAAAUUUACUGAGUACCAUUUAUGAAUUGUUGGUUUUGAUUUAACAAACAUCUGACAAGGUUACUUCUACGUUUUAUAUUAUUACUAUUAUGUUAACUAAUUAAUACCAAUACAAUGGACAAGUAUGACAGAGCCGCUCAGCAUAUUAAAGAGUCCUUAAACACUAAAAACCUUGCCGAAUGUCUAUCACAAACCGGUCGUUUUUCAUAUUGUGCCUUAUGUGCAACUUCAUUAAGCUGCCUGUAUAAAUAUCCUCUAAAUGUAGAUUUUAAAUUGGACUGUUUACGUGUACUAUGCAAUCAUUUGAAACUAAUGUUACAACUACCCACUAUGCGAGAGAUGGCAAAUUGUGAACUUCCCUUAGAUGCCAAAGUAUAUGUUAGAGCUCUUAAAAAAGAAGAAGUACUGAAAGAAGGCAUGAUGAUAAUUGUACAAGACCUUCUUUUGCUGGCUAUUUCAAAUGGUACCUAUGAUGCUCGUUGGAGAGUCCUUAUACUAUAUGUUACUCGUGUAUUUGAUCUUGAUAUAAAUACAGUAGAUAAUUUUGAGUUAAAUGUUGUAAACUGUUUAUCAAAUCUUUUGCCAGUACAAACUGAACAAGAACAAGCUGAUGCUGCUCGUCGUAUUCGUGUAUCAAAGACUAAACGUUUUGCAUUGAUUGGAUUAGCAUCAGUUGGUGGUGGAAUUCUCCUUGGUUUAACUGGUGGGUUAGCUGCUCCUCUUAUUGGCACAGGACUAUCUAGUGUCUUAGGAACAUCUAUUGUUGGAGCUAUAGGAUCAGUGGGUGGUACAGCUAUUGUUGGAUCACUUUUUGGUGUGGCAGGAGCAAGUUUAACUGGAUAUAAAAUGCAUAAAAGAGUUGGCGACAUAGAAGAGUUUCAAUUUCGUAAAUUGUCUACAGACAUAGAAACUGGAGAUAUUCACUUACAUAUUACUAUUGUUAUAUCUGGAUGGUUAAAUGAUGAUAAAGAAACCAGCUAUAGUAAACCCUGGGAAUAUCUUCGAGACAGCCCAGAACAGUAUUAUCUACGAUACGAAUCUUCUUAUCUGUUGGAGUUUGGAAAAGCUAUGGAAUACUUCUUUAGUUUUGCUGUAUCUGUAGCAGUUCAAGAAUCCCUGAAGUAUACUGUACUCUCAGGCCUGAUGGCAGCUAUUGCAUGGCCUGCUGGAAUUCUAGGAUUGGCCUCUGUCAUUGAUAAUCCAUGGGGUGUGUGCUGUCGACGCUCAGCACAAGUUGGAAAACAAUUAGCUGAAACUCUACUUACACAUAGUCAUGGUAAUCGUCCAGUUACAUUGAUUGGUUAUAGCCUUGGAGCUCGAGUUAUCUAUUAUUGUCUACGAGAAAUGUCUCAAAGAGAAAAAUGUCAAGGUAUUGUCCAAGAUGCUAUCUUAAUAGGCACUCCGUGUACUAGAAAUUCUUCAGACUGGAAUAAAAUUAGCGAAAUUGUGGCUGGAAGAGUUGUGAAUGCAUAUUGCAGAAGUGAUUGGUUUCUGAAAUUCUUGUAUAGAACACUUUCUAUGCAUGCAGGAGUUGCUGGUCUUCAAGCUAUUCAAUCAGUUAAUGAUAGAAUAGAAAAUAUUGAUUUGACUGAUAUUGUUUCAGGACAUUUUGAAUAUCCACAAAAACUAACAGAAAUUUUAAUGUACAUUGGAGUUAAUGUAGAUGAAUCGGCAAGAAUAAAAUUAAUUACUACACAAUCUGUGCCAGAAAAAAUGUGUGAAAGUUUGAAAAUAAAUGAUGAUUAUACUGUCAAAAAAUCAAAAUCUGUAAUCGACCUCACAACUAUUGACACCAAAAAAAAUGAGACAUAAUGAUUGUUUUGUCUGCUAUUAACACAUUGAGCUUAUUUCUGCAAUUCAAUAUAUCAUAUUAAGUACUGUAUUAACUAUUUAUAUAUACAUAUUAUAUACUAUUAUUAUAUAUAUUUAAUUAUUAUACUGGAAAUUUAAAGCUAUGAAAAUAAUUUAUAGUAACAGUGCUUAAAAAAUUAUUCAAAUUAAUUAAUGAGUUGAAAUUUAUUUUGGCAUAAACCAAAAACUAUUGAAACUUAUUAUUUUAAAGGAGCUUAUUCUUAAAAUUUUAAUUUUUUUCACAAACACAUUAUUUUUUUUAUAAAUUUGUUUGAUAAAAUAAUUUUUUAUAAAAUAUUUUCUUAUAAAUAUGUUCCAUGAAAUAAGUAUCAGAACAUAAUAUUAUUUAUAACAAUUUUAUCCAUAAACGUGGAAAUAGAUAGAAAAGAUAAGGCGAUUAAAAUUAAAAUUAAAAUUAAUUAACUUUCAGUGUUCCUAUUAGUAUUAAAAAAACGCAUUCCAAAGAUUGAACAUCUCUCUUUUUUAAAUUUAUUCUUUAAAUAUAUUAUCUUAAUUGUGGUAUUAUGAUAAAAUAUUGUUAAAUACAAUAACACACACAUACACAAACUUAUGUUUAAUUAAAAUCAGUGCCUUAUUUGAUUGGGAUAAGGGAGGGAGUAACAGAUUAUUUAUAAUAUUAUUUAAUAAUAGUUGUUAUCUUUAUUGUUUUUGGGCCCUUACAUCCUAGUUCGAGCACUAAUUAUUACCAAUAAUUAGAUUAAAUUCAAAUUUUUUAUGAUUCACACAGAUAAAUUAAUCUGUCCUGUUUAAUUUAGUUAGGUACUGUAUUGAUUAAUUUUUAAUAAAUUACUUCGGAAGAUUAAGAAAAUAUAUCUUUCCCCCUUAUACUUCUUUUUUUAAAAUAGGUAUAGUUGUGGUUUUCCAUUUAUCAUUUUAUCAGUUGAUAAUAAAAUUCUUGGACGAUUGGCAUAAUGGAGUUAGUCUAUGAUUGGCAUUGACAAUUUAAAUCAUGUUUCCCCCACCCCUCAAAGAAAUUGUUAAUACACCACUGAAAACCAUAAUAGAGAAUAUUUGUUUGUUAUUUCAUUAGUUUACUAUAAUGUAUUUUUGUUCAAAAUUAUAGCUAAAAACCUAUUUUUUUAAAUACGUAGAGGAAAUAAGCAAUUUUUUGCAUUCUCACCCAAUUUGAAAUAUGUCACAUUAUUUUAUCAAUUAUUGUUUUUAUAAUAUUUUAUAUUAUUUGAAAUGUUAAUUUUUGAUUUAACAUUAAUAAAUUAAAUGUUUAUAUUAAUUAAUUAUAAUAAUGUUGUGUAUUAAUAUUUGUGAUAUAAAAAAGUAAUUAUUAACAAAGUUAUAAUUUAUUUAGCUUGAAUGUACUUAUCAAUUUUUUUUUAAACAAGAAGUAUAAUUAAAAAUUUUGGGAACAUAAUGUAUUUUUAAAUUAAUUAUUUUACUUGUUUUCUUUGUGUAUAUAUUUUU
This is a messenger RNA of Aphis gossypii (cotton aphid), 3418 nucleotides long. Its product is annotated as transmembrane and coiled-coil domain-containing protein 4-like. The record is from RefSeq and is a predicted model, not a curated record. Lineage: Eukaryota; Metazoa; Arthropoda; Insecta; Hemiptera; Aphididae.